AUGUUUGUUGGCAAUCUUCUUUCGUUAGCCGCUCUCUGCGCGCUUGUGUCAUCGGCAUCUGCCAACUCUGCUCACCAUGUGCUCAAGCGGCCUCAUAUAGAGGCGGCACCUUAUGGGACUGGUCAAAAAUUCCCCGACUCGCCGCCCCGAUCACGAAAGCAUUACUGCUAUGUCAAGCCUGGUAAAGGAGCGGACAGAGAUGAUGCUGCUCGUAUCCUCACGGCUUUCAAGAAGUGUAACAAGGGAGGUACUAUUGUCCUUGAUCAGGAAUACAUUGUUGGUUCACCACUUGACUUGACCUGGCUCGCUCACGUGGACGUGGUCAUUACUGGAACUCUGAACUUCAAGUCCGAUCCCUAUUACUGGGCAGAGAACAGUUUCAAAUAUGACUUCCAAAACAUGUCCUCUUUCUGGAAAAUUGGUGGUAAAGACAUUCACAUCUACGGAGACCUGAAAAACAAGGGGUCUUUACUAGACGGCCAAGGACAGGCAUACUGGGAGGAGAUGGCAAAGAACAAGACAUUGUUACGCCCAAUCUUGUUGACAAUUGAAGAUGCUCAUGGACUGACGAUGUCGAACUUGCGCAUGCGAAACUCACCCAACUGGUUCAACAUUAUUAUCAACAGUACUGAUGUAUUGAUCAGCGAUCUUGAUCUGCAGGCCAAGAGCGUGAACGGUGUUAAAAUUGCCAAUUCUGACGGCUGGGACACAUAUCGCUCAGACAGGGUAGUCAUUCAGAACUCUGUGAUUGACAACACUGAUGAUUGUGUGUCCUUCAAGCCAAACAGUACAAACGUUGUCGUCCAGAACCUUGUCUGCAACGGCUCACACGGUAUCAGUGUUGGUUCUCUGGGUCAGUACAAAGGCGAGACGGAUAUCGUGGAGAACCUGUAUAUCUACAACAUCUCCAUGUCCAACGCCAGUGACGGUGCUCGUAUCAAGGUGUGGCCCGGUAUUGAGACUGCUUUUCAAAGUUUGCUGAACGGAGGAGGUGGUCUUGGCCGCGUGAGAAACGUUACAUAUGAUCGUUUCUACCACGAGAACAAUGACAACGCUAUCACCAUCACUCAAUGUUACGGCCAAAAGAACCAGACUCUUUGCAAUGAGUUUCCGGCGAACCUGACCAUCGAGGAUAUCACGAUGAAGAACUUCUGGGGCACGGUGUCGAAGAAAUUCGAUCCUCGAGCGGGAUCUCUUGUCUGCAGUGCGCCUGAUCGUUGCAGUAAUAUCGCGGCAAGCAACAUCACGGUCAAGGUUCCAAGCUUGAAGCCGCCAGUGUAUGAUUGUCAAAACAUAGACACGAGUAAACUGGACAUCACAUGUCGAGACCCAAAUGCUGACAGGGAUACGACAAACGGCUGA
Messenger RNA from Fusarium sp. VM40, 1362 nucleotides. The record is from the annotation of a GenBank genome assembly. NCBI's taxonomy places the organism in Eukaryota, Fungi, Ascomycota, Sordariomycetes, Hypocreales, Nectriaceae.